Camelina sativa (false flax) is the source of this 1452-nucleotide messenger RNA. RefSeq lists its product as uncharacterized. Lineage: Eukaryota; Viridiplantae; Streptophyta; Magnoliopsida; Brassicales; Brassicaceae. The record is from RefSeq and is a predicted model, not a curated record.
UCUUGAGGAAACCGAAGGUGUUUUACUUAUAUUAAAUCAAAGUUGGGAUUUUUAUUUUCUCCAUUCUUCACCUUCUCUAUAAAUCCUCUGUUUCGGUGAUCGUAAAAGAAACAUCUUUUUCUGAGAUUUCUUCGAAGUUUCUCCUCUCUCAAUCUCGUUGAAUUUUUAGGGAUUUGGGUUUCAUUAAAGCAUCCUGAUUUGGAAGGUAUUUGUUACUUUCCUUUUGUCUUCUUCGUUAAAAAAAUCCAAUCUUUGUUGUCUGGUCAUUAUGGGUACUAGUAAUUGGAGAAGACAAAAACCCAGAUACAACAACAACAAUUCUAAUCAUAAUUAUAUUCAUCAACGAGGGACGACGACGAUGACGACUCUAUCUUCUUCUAAGCCACCUCUUGGUAAUAAUUGCAAACUCUCUGUUCCGGCAUGGGAGAAAGAUUUCUGUGCUGUGAUUGGUUCUGUUCCGUGGUGGAAAGUUGUUGAGGCGAAGCGGUUUAUGCACUUAUACGAUAGAGUGGUCCAAUGGGAUGACUCGGCUGGUGAAGAAGCAUUCAAUAUUGCUAAAUCCCGUUUCUAUGCUGAGAUUAAUGGUUUUACUUGUGACUUAUCUUUGCCUGAUCCUGAUGUCUACAUUGAUGAUGUUGAUUGGGAUGCUGAAGUUGACGCUGAGCUGAUUCUUGACCUUGAACGUGGUCCAGACCUUAUACCAGAUGAUAAAGAAGAGCAUGUUGUGAUUCUCGAUGGUUUAGUCUUGUCUGGACAGUGUGGUGGGCUCGGUUGGGGUACUGGUUGGGGAGAUGCUGAAGGGAUUAAUGAGGAUAAUGUUGGAACUGGUAAACCUGAAAACUCAUGGGAUGAUCAGAAGUGUGAUGGAUGGAAUGAUGAUUCUUGGGGGAUAAAGGAGAACACUGAAUCUUGGGAUCAGAACAACAACAACAACAACAGCUUCAAAAUCGAAUCUUGGGGUCAAAAGAACAACAGCAACAGCUUCAAAACCGAAUAUUGGGAUCAAAAGAACAACAACAACAGCUUCAAAACCGAAUCUUGGGAUCAAAAGAACAUCAACAGCUUUAACCAGAACAGUAGGGAUCAAGGAAGAGAGAGCAGAGGGUGGAGAAAGAGAGGAGAAGUGCGACAUGGAGGAGAUCGAGUUGAGGAUUGUCGAUGGAGGAAUGGGAGAGGGAGAAGCAGAGGCGGCGGGUUUCAACAACAUUCAAGUGGUUGGGGUUGGACUGAAUCUUUCUAAUAUCAAAUAGAGCGUUUCUGUUUGAUGAACAUUUUUUUGAGGAAAGAGCCAUAGUAUUAGGUUAACUAUAUAGUGUUAAGUGUUGUGUGUGUGUGGGUGUGGGUGUGUAGGAGUCAAAAAUCAUAUUGAUGGCUCAAAAUUGUUUUGUCUGAACGUUACUGAGGAUCUUAUCACUUUACUGAUAUGCGUAUAUAGAAGAAGUGUUUGGAUGA